AUGGGGGCCAAGCAAACCAAAGGACAGGAUUCAGCGGGGCCCAGUCCUCAACACAGCUGGAAGAGGACUCCGACCAAAGAGCGCGGGAGCGACAUUCUGGCCUCCCUCAUGAUGAAGUCCGGGGACAGGCUGAACCGAACCGGAAGCCCUCCUCCACCGUACCAGCGACGCAUCGGGAUGAUACAGGAGAUGAUGCUUCUGGCCAAACAGGGGAAGCACGACGAGGCUACAGAGAUGCUCAAGACACUACGACAGGUAACAACACGGCUGAUCCUUGUGAUCCUUGUGAUUGCUUAA
Messenger RNA from Knipowitschia caucasica, 297 nucleotides. Lineage: Eukaryota; Metazoa; Chordata; Actinopteri; Gobiiformes; Gobiidae. The record is from the annotation of a GenBank genome assembly.